AACCAUUUUGGCAUUUCUCAUUCUCUCAACACAGCGCGCGCGCCAGAGAGAGAGAGAGAGAGAGCGAGGGGAGAGAGACAAACAAUACACCAAAAAUCCCUUCAUUUUCUUUUCUUCUUCCUCCUUUCUUUCCAUAGUUUGUCUCUCGUUACCCUAGAUUCGUUAUUUCUCUCGCAAUUUCAGCCCCUGCUCCUCCUUGUUCGGUCGCUUCGGGGUUGCAGCUUGUUCGAAUAUAUUUGCUAGGAUAAAUUCAUUGAAGAGCCUUUGUGGUUUGUAGCUCAUUUAAUAUAGCUCUCGCCACGACUUUGCCUGAUAUUGAACUAUGUUCUGCUGUGGGGAUGGGGAAGAGGAACAUGAUGGGCCGCCAGUGAACCAGUAUACGGCUCCGCCUAGAGGAGGGAAUGCUUAUGGUGGUGGUGGAAGCGGAAGAGGAGAACCAAGAAGUGCCGCUGCUGUAAGAAGUGGAGCUCCUAACAAAGUUUUGCCUAUUGAGAUACCAGCGGUACCAUUGGCUGAGUUAAACAGGUUGACCAGUAACUUCGGGUCAAAAGCUCUAAUUGGGGAAGGUUCAUAUGGUCGGGUGUUCUCUGCAAAAUUAAACGAUGGUGAGCCUGCAGCAAUAAAGAAGUUGGACUCCAGUUCUCCAACAGAGCCAGAUAAUGAUUUUGCUGCUCAGUUAUCAUUAGUGUCAAGACUUAAACAUGAGAACUUUCUGGAGUUGAAAGGGUAUUGCUUGGAGGCAGAUAAUCGAAUUUUGGUGUAUGAAUAUGCAACAAUGGGUUCUUUACAUGAUAUAUUACAUGGGCGGAAAGGCGUGCAAGGCGCAGAACCAGGUCCAGCCCUUACUUGGAAUCAGAGAGUUAAAAUUGCUUUCGGUGCAGCAAAGGGCCUCGAGUAUCUACAUGAAAAGGUUCAGCCUCCUAUUGUUCACCGUGACAUCCGAUCUAGCAACGUACUACUGUUCGAUGAUUUUUUGGCCAAAAUAGCUGAUUUCAACUUGACAAAUCAGUCUUCUGAUACAGCCGCUCGGCUACAUUCCACAAGAGUCUUGGGGACUUUUGGUUAUCAUGCACCAGAGUAUGCCAUGACAGGGCAGAUAACUCAGAAAAGUGAUGUAUACAGUUUUGGAGUUGUCCUGCUAGAGCUUUUAACAGGGAGGAAACCUGUGGAUCAUACAAUGCCGAAAGGACAGCAAAGUCUUGUCACCUGGGCCACUCCCAGACUGAGCGAGGAUAAAGUGAAACAGUGUGUGGAUCCAAAGCUAAACAAUGAUUACCCACCAAAAGCAAUAGCUAAGAUGGCAGCAGUUGCAGCACUUUGUGUUCAGUACGAAGCAGACUUCCGGCCAAACAUGACAAUUGUCGUCAAGGCUCUCCAACCGCUUCUUAACUCAAAACCUGCUGGCCCAGAAGCUCCUGCAUAGUAGUAGUAUCUAUAUGCACUCAGAAGUAGUAGGACCACAUUUGUGUAUCUUCAAGGUUGCUCUUCACCAUGAUGCCAGUCUUGUCUAAAUUUUCUACUUGCAUCAAUGGAGGGCUUUUGUGAUCCUUUAGGAGGCAGUGUUCCUGGAAUCCCGGCAAUGUUCGUGAAAGUAAUACGAUUUUAACCUAUGGCUUUGAAUAUUUUCAUGUAUUGAUCUUAAAAGCAAGUCAUUUUCCUUUUUUCUUCCAA
Molecule: messenger RNA, 1671 nt
Organism: Diospyros lotus (date-plum)
Lineage: Eukaryota; Viridiplantae; Streptophyta; Magnoliopsida; Ericales; Ebenaceae
Product: probable protein kinase At2g41970
Exons: 8
Coding region: 323-1423 (366 amino acids)
Biological process (GO): protein phosphorylation
Molecular function (GO): protein tyrosine kinase activity; ATP binding
Source: RefSeq, a predicted model, not a curated record